This is a messenger RNA of Syngnathoides biaculeatus (alligator pipefish), 5410 nucleotides long. RefSeq names its product kinase suppressor of ras 1a (gene ksr1a). Gene Ontology annotation, biological process: protein phosphorylation. NCBI's taxonomy places the organism in Eukaryota, Metazoa, Chordata, Actinopteri, Syngnathiformes, Syngnathidae. The transcript has 22 exons. The coding region runs from base 103 to 3147 and encodes 1014 amino acids. The record is from RefSeq and is a predicted model, not a curated record. Gene Ontology annotation, molecular function: protein kinase activity; ATP binding.
GCUUUCUUUCUGAGUCCUGUCUGUUGUUAGACUCUUUUAGUGUUCACGCUUUUGUCCAAUGAACAAUAAUGACGUUUGUAUUUUAGAGCGCCAUGCUUUUGGAUGGGAAAUCUGCAAAGAGGGAGAAGAAGAAGCAAAGCAAGAAAUGCCCUCCCAGCCCAGCCCAAAUGCCGAGGGAUGGAUAGUGUGUCUGCUAUCGGCGGGACCAUGGUCGAGAGUGGCGAGAAGCCGGAGAGGGACGGCGGCGGCGGCGGCGGCGCAGGCGACGCGGCCAUGGCCGCGCUCCACCAGUGCGAACUGAUCCAGAACAUGAUAGAUAUCUCCAUCUCCAGCUUGCAGGGGCUCAGGACCAAAUGCGCCGCGUCCAACGACCUCACGCAGCAAGAAAUCCGCACGCUGGAGGUGAAGCUUGUGAAAUACAUCUGUAAACAGCUGCAGUGCAAGCUAAAAGUGCCAGAGACCGAGAGGCCCGACAACCUGGACAGCUAUCCUCACUUGCGAGACUGGCUCCGCACCAUCAAUUUACCACCAGAACUCAUCCAGGCAGUGGAAGCGAAGUUCUCCCUGGAUGCCUUACUGCAGAUGACAGGUGCUCAGGUGAGGGACAUAAUGCGCAGGCUUGGCUUCACUUCAGAAGAAUGUGUCCGACUAAAUGCUGCCCUCUCCUGCCUAAAGAGUGCAACUGAAGCCGGGGGUGAACUGAAGGAAGACUGUACAACUUGGUUGUCUGACCCCACCAGGAGGGACAGUGGCUCUCUCCUGACUGCAGAUCAGCUUUCCGGCCUGGGAAAUCCGCUCCGGCCGCACAGUCCCUCGCCUCUCGCCCGCCCAUCCACCAUCCAUUCAACUCCCUCCACUCCGUGCGCUACUUUUCCUCAUCCCCGCUCGGGCUCGGUGUCAGCGGUCUCCACUCCCGAAGCGCAGACGCCGCACUUCUACGGUGAAAGCCCCCUCACCAGUGCGUUCCCCGCGUCCUUGGCCCGCUCCGUCCAGCUCCACGGGCGCACUUCCACACCACCUAUAACGCCACCGUCAAAGCGGCGUCACCGCCUGAAGCCUCCGUGCACCCCGCCCCCUCCUUCAAGGAAAGUCCUGCAUCUGCUCCCAAACAUCACCCUCACGCGCAGCAAAAGUCAUGAAUCGCAGUUGGGCAACCGUAUAGAAGACUCGCUCACCAACAGAUGUGUCAAAAAGAACAAAAUCCUUUUGAAUAUGCAAGUCAACGGCAAUGGACACGAGGAGACGCCUUCUCGCUACCCCGGUGUUCCUGUCCGAACCCCCGGCGUGCCCUCUGCUGCGACCACCAGGCCUUACACCCUCCCUGGUACACCCACCCUGUUGGAAGAACAUAGGGUCAUUAAGAACAACAAACCAAUUCACCGCAGCUCUCCGCAAGCAGUGAGGAGGGACAUAGGCCUUGCAGUCACACACAGGUUCUCCACGAAGUCGUGGCUCUCCCAGACAUGUCAGGUGUGUCAGAAGAACAUGAUGUUUGGGGUUAAGUGCAAACACUGUCGAUUAAAGUGCCAUAACAAAUGCACAAAGGAAGCUCCAUCCUGCAGAAUUUCUUUCCUUCCAAUUGCCAAAAUUCGGAGGACAGAGUCCGUGCCAUCCGAUAUAAACAACCCAGUGGACCGUCCUCCUGAACCGCCGCAGUUUGGUACACUCCCAAAGGCCAUCACCAAAAAGCAGGAUCAUCCUCCAGUCCUGAACCAGCUCGACUCCAGCAGUAAUCCGUCCUCCACGACCUCGUCCACGCCCUCCUCCCCGGCUCCCUUCCAGCAGAGUAACCCUCCCAGCGCCACGCCGCCGCCCAACCCCUCGCCCAAAGGCCAUCGGGACACCCGCUUCAACUUCCCAGCUGCCUGCUAUUUUCAGCAUAGACAGCAGUUUAUCUUCCCUGAUGUCUCCAGCCCUGCUACUUUACAUCCUGAUAUUCUCCAAGAUACUGUCAGUGAGAUUGAACAAACGGUGGAGGACGGACAUGCUGAUCGAGUUGAAGAUGAAGAUCAAGAGGAAGGAGAGGACGACAUUGAGGUCGAAGACGAAGACCCUGAAUUGGACGAGUACAACGAGGAGGAGGAGGAGGAUGUUUGUGAUGAAGGUGAGGAAGAGGAGGACAGCGAGGAGAUCCGGAUGAACGUGGGCUCUGACGGAGAGUGUGAAGGUGACAAGCUGGACGAUCUGCCCUGCUCGCGGGGGAACCAGUGGAAGGUCCCCAUCUCCCGCAAAGCCAGCCAGACCAGCGUCUAUCUGCAGGAGUGGGACAUCCCUUUUGAGCAGCUGGACCUUGGAGAACUCAUAGGAAAGGGCCGCUGGGGGAAGGUUCAUAAAGGCCGGUGGCACGGCGAGGUGGCGAUUCGACUCCUGGAGAUCGACGGCAACAAUCAGGACCACCUGAAGCUCUUCAAAAAGGAAGUGAUGAACUACAGGCAGACCAGACAUGAGAACGUGGUGCUUUUCAUGGGGGCUUGCAUGGCUCCGCCCCACUUAGCCAUCAUUACGAGUUUCUGUAAAGGGAGGACGCUGUAUUCAGUUGUCAGGGAUACUAAAAACACUUUGGACAUCAACAAGACAAGACAAAUCGCUCAAGAGAUUGUCAAGGGAAUGGGAUAUUUGCAUGCGAAAGGCAUUGUCCACAAAGACUUGAAGUCGAAGAAUGUCUUUCACGAUACCAACAAGGUCGUGAUUACGGACUUUGGGCUUUUCGGGAUCUCUGGUGUGGUUCAGGAAGGGAGGCGAGAGAAUCAACUCAAACUUCCGCACGGCUGGAUUUGUUACCUCGCCCCGGAAAUAGUCCGCAAGAUGAGUCCGGGUAACAACGAGGACAGACUUCCUUUCUCCACUGCGGCAGACGUGUACGCCUUCGGCACCAUUUGGUACGAGCUCCAAGUAAGGGACUGGCCGAUCACAAACCAGCCAGUAGAAGCAACAAUCUGGCAGGUUGGCAGUGGAGAAGGAAUAAAAAAGAUCCUGUCGGAGGUCAGCCUGGGGAAGGAGGUCACGGAGAUCCUGUCGGCCUGCUGGGCUUACGACCUCCGGGAGCGGCCGCCUUUCACCCAGCUGGCCGAGAUGCUGGAGAAGUUGCCCAAACUCAACCGCAGGCUGUCUCACCCAGGACACUUCUGGAAGUCAGCAGAGUUGUAGCGGCAAAUCUAAGCAAUGCAACACAAAGUCUGGGUCUGCCUUGCAUGCAUCCGAAUCCUUAACACCUGCAGGAUUGUUCUAAGCAUUGCCUCCAACGCUCUCUACUUACACACACACACACACACACACACACACACACACACACACACGUAGAUACAUAUUCAUUUUCUCUGUCCACCCACUACUCUUGUUUGAAAAGUAAGUGACAGUGGGCUGAGGUGUAGCACUAUUUUUCGCUUCCUCUUCCCUUCCCUUUGUACGUGUCCGGUUGCAGUUAUUGUGGUUUUGACCACAUGACUGACGCACACGCCACAGGAUGUUUUAAAUGCACCCAUGAAAUCGCAAAGCGAUCUCCCCAAGGUUUGACACACGCUAGGCAGACCGCUUGCGUGAUGUGCUCAAAGUGUCCCCGUUCAUGAGGUUUCCUUUUUUAUCAGUGAUUGCAUGUCUUUUGCAAAAUGUCCUUUUUUUGCAGGGUUUUUAAAAAACAUUUAUUUUUGUUUACAUUUACUUGAUUUUUGCUCUUUGCUGAGCCUUUCAUUGCAGUGUUUUGCAGCAAGAAAAACUACAUUUUUCUUUUUAUUCUGUACUAAUUUGGUGACCAGUCCAUACUGGCUCAUUGAUUUAUUUUUUCAUUAUUAUUUUUCUUAAUUAAUGACAUAUCCCCUCCCACCCUCUUCUUCACUUCCAGGGAAAGAUAAACAUGCUGGAUUUUUUUUUUCAAAGCUGUCAAGUGCACCUUAUAAGAAUAUAAUUUUUUCAAGCAACAAAUUGAUUUCAGGAAAAAAAACAACAACAGAGAAAUCAGGAACGUGGUGCAGUUGUCCUCUCUCUUCCUCAAACGCUCGCUCAUGUUUUUUUUUUUAAAAGUUCUACUUGGAAAGUGUUUCUGUGUGUAUGUUUGAGUGUUGGAAAAUGCUGAGUUAAUUUCUGUUCAUUUUGUGUUGCAAAUCUGUCAAGUACUGUGAAUGAAUUAUUUAAUGUACAGCAAUUUCUGAUGAACUAAUAUUUGUACAAACAUUUUUUUAUGUAAAAAGGAUCACUCCCUCUCCCCUCUUUUUUUUUUUUUUUUAAUACGGCCCACUUCCGCCGAAACAGAUGUGUAUAUAUAUUUAUAUUUUUGUCAUGUAUAAAGGCUGGACAUUUUUUUAAAUGGGCCAAAAUGUGUUGUUUUUUUUUUAUGUUGUAAAAAAUGAAUAUUUUUGUAUUGCAUGUGAAGACCAUUCUGUACUCGCAGGUUCUGUUUUCAUCCAUGGAAGACAAUAAAAUGAGGCUCAUCAUGUAACUCUUGUAACUUGUAAAGUUAGGCCGUUUUGGACAACAUUAUCAUUCUUGAAUUGAGGGGUGGCGCUUCAAUCUGUCAGGCCACACCCCAUUGUCAAAAGAAACAACGUACUUUGCAGCCAUUUUGUGGCAUCCAUAGCCAAUUUCCUCUUGGAGUAAUCUUCGAAUAUUGCCUCACUUCAAAUUUCUCCAGAUGUUUAUAUAGAAAAUUGCAACAUACAGCAAAGGCAUUCCCACCCAAAAAAAAUGUCAGAAAUUUGUAGAAAUGCUACCAUUUUUUUAAACAUAUUUUUCUCUACCGUAAAGGAAAAAGAAUUGAAAAUGAGCUAAAUGUUCUGCCUGGAAUUUAUUAUGAUUGGAACUAGAAAGUACAUUUGACUUUGUUCUAUUUUUCUACUUUCACUUGAGGGGGCUGAAUGGGUACUGCUUUUACCACAGUAUUAUAUCAUUUUCCACAAGAAUCUGUACAGUAGAACGUGUGUACUUUUUUCCACCUUUGCAGUAUUUGCAAGGGCAGUCUACUCAAUCAUUAAAUGGAAGAAAAUGCAAAAGGACAAUUUGUGAUUUGUCACGGUCGAGUGGAGAAAGAGGACAUUUCAUGUCUACUCUAAGAUCUCCCCGUCAAGGUCACGUGACCGACUAGCGCCUGCUCCUGAUCCGUGGAGUGUGCAAAUUUCCCUCCCUCCCUUCUUAUCGGUCAAUGUUUCUCAUUUUACUGACACUCUUGAUUGAUUCCUGGCCAAAAUAACUGUCGAAGCGGCAAGGUGAAACGCAAAGUCUUUUUGUUUUGUUGCCGGUGAAGCUUUAAAGUUUUGUCUGAAAAGGAGAUGAUGACCACCAAGUGCUGCAGAUUACGACACCCUGAUAAAUGUGCCAUUCUGAAAUGUCCAAUCGAUAUUUGGAUGCCCCAAUUGCAACCUGCCCUCUGCUCUUGGGUUUUUGUGCCACCUAUAGUCGGACACAGCCGUGCUUUCAUCUU